Molecule: messenger RNA, 624 nt
Organism: Harmonia axyridis
Lineage: Eukaryota; Metazoa; Arthropoda; Insecta; Coleoptera; Coccinellidae
Gene: Trs20
Product: probable trafficking protein particle complex subunit 2
Exons: 2
Coding region: 112-531 (139 amino acids)
Biological process (GO): endoplasmic reticulum to Golgi vesicle-mediated transport
Cellular component (GO): nucleus; cytoplasm; TRAPP complex
Source: RefSeq, a predicted model, not a curated record
UUGUGUCCUAAUUUUAAUGACAUUUCCUAAAUUUUUAUGAACUUAUCUUUAUGACUCUUAUCUGGAUCUAAUAUUCAUCAAUAAACAAAUAAUUUUCCUAUUUCAAAAAAAAUGAGCAGCAGUUACUAUUUUGUUAUAGUUGGUCACAAAGAUACUCCUUUAUUCGAAAUGGAAUUUACAAGUAGCAAAGAUUCAAAGAAAGAAGAUCACAGGCAUCUGAAUCAAUUCAUUGCACAUUCAGCACUCGACUUAAUUGAUGAACAUAAGUGGAAAACUCAUAAUAUGAACUUGAAGUCUGUAGACAAAUUCAAUCAAUGGUUUGUUUCUGCAUUUGUAACUGCUAGCCUCAUACGUUUUGUGAUUGUUCAUGACAUACGAAAUGACGAUGGUAUUAAAAACUUCUUCUCAGAAAUUUACGAGACAUAUAUCAAGUAUUCAAUGAAUCCUUUUUAUGAAGAAGAUACUCCCAUCAAAUCUCUUGCUUUUGAAAAAAAGGCUCAGCUGUACGGGAAGAAAUUUCUUAUAAGCUAAAUGAUAUUCAAUUUCUGCAUAUUCAUAUUGUCUUUGAACAGUAUAUGUAUGUAAUUUGUACAAUAUAUUUCUUAAUUUCUUUAUGUAUUAUAA